AUGGGCUCCGCUGUUCUUCUUCAGGCUUUGUUAAGUAUUCCCAAAAUUUCCGCGCAAUGCACACUGCCACAGACAAAGCUGGCCUUUUCAGCGGCGGUGGGCCCGCGCCCCUCAUCCUUAGCUUUGUUUUCCGGAUGUUCUCCGAGUUGUGUUAGCGUGAGUCCUCCAAAAUGGGGGAAAAAUAUGUCUGUGGUUGUGAGGGCUGAAGCGAAUGCAGAGGCAGAGGCAGAAGCAGAAGCAGAUGCUGAAGUAGAAGAAAGCGCUGAGAAUGAUGAAGCUGUUGAGUCUGAAGAAGCUGAGAUUCAGUCCGAGGAGAAGACACCCAGACCGCCAAGAAUUAAGCUUGGAGAUAUUAUGGGGAUAUUGAAUAAGAAAGCAAUUGAAGCAUCGGACAAGGAAAGGCCUACUCCUGAUCUUCGGACAGGCGAUAUUGUCGAGAUCAAACUGGAAUUUUCUGAAAAUAAGCGCAGGUUAUCUGUGUAUAAAGGAAUAGUUAUAUCAAAGCAAAAUGCUGGCAUCCACACAACAAUACGGAUUCGACGGAUUAUUGCAGGUGUUGGAGUUGAGAUUGUGUUCCCUGUAUAUUCACCAAACAUCAAAGAGAUUAAAGUUAUCAAACACCGGAAAGUGAGGAGAGCAAGACUGUACUAUUUGCGAGACAAGCUUCCCAGGCUUUCCACUUUCAAAUGA
This is a messenger RNA of Fraxinus pennsylvanica, 690 nucleotides long. Lineage: Eukaryota; Viridiplantae; Streptophyta; Magnoliopsida; Lamiales; Oleaceae. The record is from the annotation of a GenBank genome assembly.